Anisakis simplex (herring worm) is the source of this 1461-nucleotide messenger RNA. The record is from the annotation of a GenBank genome assembly. NCBI's taxonomy places the organism in Eukaryota, Metazoa, Nematoda, Chromadorea, Rhabditida, Anisakidae.
AUGUCUUUUGAUUUAACAGCUCCAUUUCAAGCUGAAUUUAGUAUUCGCGAUCAAAUUGAUCAUCGACGCAAAGUGGUGAUCAUAAGUAUUGCGGGUGCAUUUCGAAAAGGAAAAAGCUUCUUGUUGAAUUUCUUCCUCGAGUACUUAUAUUGUUUACAAAAAGCUCAACAGAACGAUAUAGCGCUGGACUGGUUAACGGACGAUACUCAAAUUCAAGGAUUUCAUUGGCGGAGUGGUGCGAAACGUGAUACGACUGGGAUUUGGAUUUGGGGUGAACCGAUUAUGAUCGAUUCAACGAACGGUGAAACGUAUGCUGUUUUAUUGCUUGAUACGCAAGGAACGUUCGAUAAUACGUCCACAUAUCAAUUAUGUACAAGUGCAUUCGCACUUUCAACGAUGCUUAGUUCAAUGCAAGUAUAUAAUUUAGUUGACUGUAUACAAGAGGACUCAUUGAGUCAUUUAUCAUUAUUUGUUGAAUAUGGACGAAUGGCACUCAACGAAAUGCAACAAUUCGGAACACCUUUCCAGAGUUUGGUGUUUGUUAUACGUGAUUUCAAAUCACCGGAUGAGUUUGCAUUUGGUAUGGAAGGUGGAAAACGCUAUUUGGAAUCAGUAUUAAAGAAAACACCCGAUCAGCCUGAAGAACUGAGAAGUGUUCGUGAUCAAAUUCAUUCGUGCUUUCAACAAAUAUUCUGUUAUUUGCUGCCACAUCCGGGUCAUAGAGUCGCAGAACGAAGUUCAUUCAAAGGUCAUGUGCGAGAGCUUCGACCCGUCUUCAGGGAAGAAAUCAAGAAAAUGACAGCAUCACUCCUCAACCCACAUACUCUACAACCGAAAACUGUGAAUGGUAAAGUGAUGACGUGCCGUAAAAUGCUCGACUAUUUUAGAGAAUACGCACGUAUAUUUAGCGGUACCACUUUGCCAGAACCAAGGAACAUACUGAACGCGAACGCUCAAUUACUUUUUAUGGAAGCAGCUAACGAAGCAAAAACUGCGUAUAUACGUGGCAUGGAUCGAGCCUGCUCAACACCACGUAUGAUGCCUGAGAAACGUUUGUAUGAAAUUCAUAUAAAGCAUGGCAUCACGGCGUUGAAUGUCUUCGAGAAGUGUCCAAAAAUUGGAAGUAACGAGAUUCGUUCAAAAAUCCUUGCACGAUUGCAGGAAGAACUUAAUCAUGAAUUGGAACACUAUAAAAGUUUGAAUGAAGAUAAACGUGUCACAGGCUGUACGUCUGCUAUGAUUGCUUGCGGUGAUUCAGUACUUCUCGGUGUGGGACUAGGCUCUGCAGCUUCAAUAGCCGUUGGCGGAGCAUGGUUGACUCUGCAAGCAGGUAUGGUAAGUGCAGGCGUUGUAGCCAUACCGAUAUCGUUGGGUGCUCUUCUCGCUAUUUGGACUUAUGUUUAUUUCGAGCCGAAAAUUCAAUCUUGUUUCAAAGGUGAUGAGAAACAUGAUAACACUUAA